AUGGAGAGUGUUACCAAACCCAGCUUUGAGAUGGGCAACAAUGCCACUGUCAAGGCAGCUGGCGAUGUCAAUGUCUCGGCAAAGGCAGAGCCAGAUUCUGGACGCAGCUCGACGAUCAAUUAUCAUGAUAAGGAUCAGUUGGAGCGGAUGGGGAAGAAGCAGGUGCUUCGCCGCAACUUUGGGUUCAUGACGAUUCUGGGAUUCAGCUGUACUAUUCUCAUCACCUGGGAAGCCAUCACUGUUCUCUUCGCUCAGGGUCUCAACAAUGGUGGUACAGCCGGUGUCAUCUACAGCUUCCUUGUCGUUUGGGUCGGUAACUUUAGUGUCUUUGCUACCAUGUGCGAGCUGGUCUCGAUGGCGCCUACAUCUGGAGGACAAUACCACUGGGUCGCUAUGAUGGCGCCGCGGUCGUGCUCCAAAUUCCUCAGUCACCUCACAGGCAUGCUCACGGUCGGCGGAUGGCAAGGCUCAGUAUCAUCCAGCGCCUUGCUCACAGGCAACAUGAUCUUGGGAAUGGCGACUCUUAAUUAUCCCGACUUCCAGCCAGAGCUUUGGCAGGGAACAUUGCUGUUCUGGGCCAUCUUUGCGUUCGCCGUCUUCAUCAACACCCUCGUCAGUUCAGUGCUGCCCAAGUUUGAGGGAUUGAUCUUGAUCCUGCACAUUCUCGGCUUUUUUGCCAUCUUGAUCCCUCUCGUUACACUUGGACCCCAUGCUUCUGCGUCGGAUGUCUUUGGAACCUUUGUUAACAAUGGUGGAUGGUCGACUAAUGGCAUCUCGUUCAUGGUUGGUAUGAUGGGCAAUGCCUUUUCCUUUGUUGGCACUGAUGCCGCUUUCCACAUGUCCGAAGAAACCGUUAACCCCUCUGUCGUCGUCCCCACCUCCAUCCUUCUCAGUCUUUGCAUCAACGGCGCCUGCGGUUUCGCAAUGGUCAUCGCUAUGGUCUUCUGCAUGGGCAACCUCGACGAUGCGAUGGCCUCAGGUCCCGGAAUGCUCGGCUUCCCUUACAUGUACAUCUUCAAGCAAGCGACAAACUCAAGAGCUGGAGCGACCGUAAUGUCCGCCAUUAUUGUUCUUCUUGCCGCUUGCGCCACUGUCGGUAUGCUUGCAUCGACCUCUCGUGUGUUCUGGUCUUUUGCCCGCGACCGUGGCCUUCCUGGCUGGCGCACUCUGUCCAAGGUCAGCGACCGAACUACCGUCCCCGUGUACUCAGUCCUUUGCACUGCCGUCAUCUCGAUCCUCUUGUCGCUCAUCAACAUUGGAUCACCUGUUGCAUUCCAGAACGUCACUUCACUCUCCAUCUCUUGCCUCUACUCCUCAUACCUCAUCGCCGCUGGUCUGCUACUCUACCGUCGCCUCACCAAGGGCUUCGCGCUGCCCGGCGCUUCAGAUCUCCCAGCUUUGGCCAACACCACCGGCGCUGAACUUGUUUGGGGUCCUUUCCAUCUCAAGGGCGCCUUCGGAAUUGCCAAUAACAUCUUCGCUAUGUGCUACCUCAUUGUCGUUGGCUUCUUCAGCUUCUGGCCGCCCAUGGUGGAUCCUACCGUAGACAUGAUGAACUACAGUGUCGUGGUCACUGGUGGCCUUGUCAUCUUCAGUGUCAUUUACUACUUCGCCUGGGCGCGAAAGGAGUAUAACGGACCUAUUGUUGAGAACUAG
Messenger RNA from Fusarium subglutinans, 1656 nucleotides. RefSeq names its product GABA transporter. The transcript has 4 exons. The coding region runs from base 1 to 1656 and encodes 551 amino acids. Gene Ontology annotation, cellular component: membrane. NCBI's taxonomy places the organism in Eukaryota, Fungi, Ascomycota, Sordariomycetes, Hypocreales, Nectriaceae. The record is from RefSeq and is a predicted model, not a curated record. Gene Ontology annotation, molecular function: transmembrane transporter activity. Gene Ontology annotation, biological process: transmembrane transport.